UCUGCGAUUUGACAGUAACUGAGUCGUGAUCAUCCGGUGGAGCCGUGGGUGGAUAAACGUCCCUGUUUACCUUCCCCUCCGCUGAGAUUAUCGUCGUGCCAGCUUGCUGAGUGGCUCCAUGAGCGGCCAUUAAUCACAGCAUCGGAGGUAAAGUCUGCCGUCGUUCUUCGCCGUGUGUGUGGAAGUAAAAAGGACUCGGAGGAUGGGGAGACCCCCGAACAGAAGAAACGUCGAUUACACAGGCUAAGCUAGCAGCAGCACAGCGCUACGGGUGGGGGUGGAUUCAUUGAACUCGGCCCUCUGAACGCAAAUAUACAGAGCAUAUCGGGAGUAUGUUGUAAAACGAUGACAAUCACAGGAAGCAGAGCUAAUAAAGGAGGAGAAGACAUGUCUGUGGAGGAGUAUCGGAUGUUCUAUCACUAAAGAGGCGGACAGUGUGUCAACUAAGAGCUAAGAGGUUAGCUUAAUUGAUCAAGGAAGUUGAUUAGCCACAUUGCUAACGCGGUCACAAAUGUAUUACUGGACCAAGGGUCGCCUCAAACGUGUGAGUUAUUAAUAGAGAUCAAUGUUCACAUCACGUGUUGGUGAUUUGUUUUUUUAUUCUCUGACAUUUGAAGAUCUGCUGAGGGUCUUUAACUAAACAGCUAACACUAGUUGGUUUACAGCUAGCUAGACACUCGGAGUUGUAAACAAAGGGUCCACACACAUCGAGUCCUGGUUCACAGGGUGCUUCACGGACUUCUUAUUCAACAGUGAGACUACCUGUCAGAUAAUGGAUUUAAAGACAGCCGUGUUUAACGCAGCCAGGGACGGGAAGCUCCGUCUGCUUCAGAAGCUGCUGGAGAACAAAGAUGGACACGAGGUGACCAAACUGAUGGGCGAGAAGACAAACGGUGCCACCCCGCUCCUCAUGGCCUCUCGGUACGGACACCUGGAGCUGGUGGAGUAUCUACUAGAGUGCUGCAGUGCUCCUGUUGAGGUCGGGGGGUCGGUGAACUUUGACGGGGAGACCAUCGAGGGAGCCCCCCCUCUGUGGGCGGCCUCGGCUGCGGGUCACCUGAAGGUGGUGCAGUCGCUGCUGGGCCACGGAGCCUCUGUCAACAGCACGACCCUGACCAACUCGACGCCCCUGAGGGCAGCCUGUUUUGACGGACACCUAGACAUUGUGAAAUACCUGGUGGAGCACAAAGCUGACCUGGAGGUGGCCAACAGACACGGGCACACGUGCUUGAUGAUCUCCUGCUAUAAGGGACACAAGGACAUAGCGCAGUACCUGCUGGAGAAAGGAGCAGAUGUCAACAGGAAGAGUGUCAAAGGCAACACAGCACUUCAUGACUGUGCAGAGUCGGGCAGUCUGGAGAUCAUGCGCAUGCUACUACAGUAUGGAGCAUCCAUGGAGCAGGAUGGCUACGGCAUGACCCCCUUGCUCUCUGCCAGCGUCACAGGACACACUAACAUUGUAGAUGAACUCACAACGCAUCAUCAGACGAGCCACACGGAACGAAUUGAUGCCCUGGAGCUCCUGGGAGCAACUUUUGUUGACAAGAAGAGAGAUCUGCUCGGGGCUUUGAAGUACUGGAAGAGAGCCAUGGACCUCAGGUACUUGGAGAGUAACAACAUCGUCCACAAACCAGAACCCAAGCAGCUGAUCAUGGCAUACGACUACGCAAGAGAGGUAACAAACAGUGAGGAGCUAGAUGGACUGAUAUCUGACCCUGAUGAGAUGCGCAUGCAGGCACUGCUCAUUCGUGAGAGAAUCCUCGGCCCCCAACACCCAGACACGUCUUACUACAUCCGAUACCGAGGUGCUGUCUACGCUGACUCUGGGAACUUUGAGCGCUGUAUCAACCUGUGGAAGUAUGCGUUAGACAUGCAGCAGAGUAACCUGGACCCUCUCAGCCCCAUGACCGCCUCCAGCCUGCUGUCGUUCGCUGAGCUUUUCUCCUUCAUGCUGCAGGACAGAGCCAAGGGGCUACUGGGGACAUCUGUGUCAUUUGAGGACUUGAUGGGAAUCCUUUCCAAGAGCGUGUUGGAGAUAGAGCGGGCGGUUAAACAAAACGGACCCAUGCCUCCUGACCCUGCUCAGCUUAGCAAGGCCCUGUCAAUCAUUCUGCACCUUAUCUGUCUUUUGGAAAAAGUGCAGUGUACCGCAGAGCAGGACCACUUCAAGAAGGAAACCAUCUAUAGAUUCCUGAAACUUCAGCCAUGUGGUAAGAACGGCUACAGUCCCCUUCACCUGGCAGUUGACCGCAACACCACCUGCGUGGGCCGCUAUCCCGUCUGCAAGUUCCCCUCCCUCACAGUGGCCUCCAUUCUUCUCGAGUGUGGGGCGAAUGUGAACAGUCGCGAUGAGGAUGACAACAGUCCCCUCCAUAUAGCCGCAACAAACGGUCACCCUGACAUCAUGAACCUGCUGAUUUCAUGCGGGGCUCACUUUGACAGCACCAACGCCUUCCAACAAACGGCCUGCGACCUCCUAGACGAGAAGGAGCUCUCCAGGAAUGUCAUUCAGCCCAUAAACCACACCACGCUGCAGUGCCUCGCCGCCAGGGCCAUCAUCAAGCACAGCCUUGACUACCGAGGAAACAUCCCAGAGAAACUGGAGGCCUUCGUUUCACUCCACAGAUAAUGACGGUGAGGAAAAGAGGAAGGGAGGUCUGAUCACAUCGAGUGGACCUGACAAAACUGUGGAGUGCUACAGUUCAACACCUGACCCACAAGGUGUUUGAGGAGCUGGAAGACAUAAUUUUGUGGGUUAGUUUUGCAUAUUCAAACUAUUUAGAGAUCAUGAUACGUUUGAACAAAAAUGUCCUCUUUCGAUGAGAAGAAACUGAAAAACGACUCUGGAGUAAUGGGAGGAAUGAGUUUACAUUUUCUUCCUCUGUUUGCUCCUCAUCAUGGAGCCACAGCUCUGACUGUUCACAGCACGAUCUGUGGGAGAUGUAUUAAGAGCGAAUUGCAACAUGGACAAACAGUUGUAUCUCUGGAUGAACUGAGCGGGGGUUUACAUAAUUUUGCUUUAUAAAAAAUAGACUUUUUUUUUUUGCAUAUUCCACUAUGCUAUUUAUUGAAUGAAACUUGAGAGAUUUUUCUCCAUGCUGGCUCCAACCUGGCCUCAACUUUGCCUGCUUCUCUCUUCUCAAAGCAAGGAUUGAGGCGUUUCUACAUAUGCUGGGACUUCAGGUUUUUUUUUUGUUUGUCCCAUCACUGUUGCCAAUAGUCAUGGACCCUUACUCAUUUAUCAUUAGGUUACUCCUUUUUUGUACUUUUACAAUACUUUUAGUUAUUGUCAUGCAAACCCGGAUCUGCCAAGUGGUGUGGAGCCUAGACUCAUUUUGUCUUUCCCAAUUUAAGUGUAUAACAAAGCUUUACGAGAGGGGUUAAAUGUCUGCGAACACCAUAAGUGCUUUAUUCUUCCUAUGCACAGGUUAGGCUGUUGGAAAGAGAGACUGUUGUAUUCUGUGCCGGCACUGGUUUGUGCAAUAUCUCUCAUGAGUUUUUUGUGUUUACCUCAUUGCUGCCGUUUCCUUGGUAUCCCCUUACUCCACUCAAAGACGGGAGAGGGGGUUGCAGAACCAUUGUACUGAUUUGUUGAAAGAUGAGUGAAUGACUUUGGGUGAUUGAGUUUGUUUGUAUUUGUUAAGGAGUGAGUGUUUCUUGCAGAGUGUGUUUUUUUUUGUGUUUUUUUGUUGUUUUUUUUAGCUUACACAACUGUUUGAGGACAAGAGUUUGGUGUAGUGGUACUCAUGGAGAUUCCAUAAUGCACAUGACUGCCACACAAGAAACCACAGCAGCCAAACUAACUGUCUACAACAGCCUGAAAGUGUGCAGGCUUGUACACAUAAGUGACCUCUUAUCGUUCAAACAUGGCCGACCUAUAAACACCAUCGUUCUUUUAAUAAUAAUGCUCAAAAAGAAAAAUCUGGGUAGGUUACCAACAUUGGUCCACUGUGCAUGUGCAGCAGCAGCAUAUCAACCAAUUAAUCACUGCAGAAAACCUAUCAUUUGAUCAUUUAUACAACCGUCAGCCAUUUCUAGGAGAGGUGAAGAGACGGAGGAGUGGGAGGUUGCCUCGACAUACACAAUAGUACAGCUUUGUGAAUUAUCUUGUUUGCACAUUAGCUUUAGAUGUGUGGGUUAAAGAAAAAAGGGCUUUUCAUAAUUUGUAGGACUUCAUAUUGCGGUCUAUUAAACCUGACAGUUCAAAACCAGACAUAGAAAAAUGUAUGAGGACUCCCAGGGCAACUUGAUUUGAAUCUGCACUUUACUACAGUGGAGUUUAAGAUUUGAUAUGGCAUUAAUCAAGUUCAUGUCUUAAUAACCAGUUUGACAAUAAACCCAUGUUGCACUCGU
Molecule: messenger RNA, 4353 nt
Organism: Notolabrus celidotus (New Zealand spotty)
Lineage: Eukaryota; Metazoa; Chordata; Actinopteri; Labriformes; Labridae
Gene: fem1c
Product: fem-1 homolog c
Exons: 6
Coding region: 773-2629 (618 amino acids)
Molecular function (GO): protein binding
Source: RefSeq, a predicted model, not a curated record